AUGGCCUCAGGAUAUGUCUUACCGCCGCCGGCGCCGCUGGAGAUACACAAUAGCAAUGCUGCUGACAAAUGGAAGCGAUUUGUGCUCGCUUGGAAAAACUACUCGUUGGCGACUGGGUUGAACGAGAAAGCUGAAGCCGUACAAGUAGCUACGUUGCUAACAGUUAUCGGUGAAGAGGCGAGAGAAGUCUACUCGACAUUUACCCUGACCGAAGGAGAAACAGACAAGAUAAAGCCUGUCAUAAAGAAAUUCGCCGAGUACUGUCAACCAAGAAAGAACGUGCCGUUCGAAAGAUUCCGUUUCAACCAGCGAAUGCAAGAGCCUGGAGAGUCCUACGAGCACUAUAGAACAGCGCUGAGAAAAUUGGCCGAGUCCUGCGAGUUUGAUACGAUUACGCCAGACGAAAUACUUCGAGAUCGGUUGUUAUUUGGAAUACAUGACACGAAGGUCAGAGAAAGGUUGUUACGCGAGUCCAAAUUAACACUAGCGAAAACAGAUGAAAUUUGCCGAGCGGCUGAGAGUAUGCUUGCUCAGAUGAAAAUAGUCAAAGAUACAUCUGAGACAGACGUCAAUGCCGUGAGUAAAUUCGAGUCGAAGAAACCCAACAAAAAAAAUUAUCGGCGAAAGCAACGAGGUCAAGGCAAACAAUGUGACAAUUGUGGAUACCAACAUAUGGCAAAUCAGGAAUCGUGUCCCGCACGAGGAAAGGACUGCCGGAAGUGCGGAGCGAAAAAUCACUUUGCCAAUAGAUGCAAACAGGAAGUCAAAGCUACCGAAGUCGAAGAAACAGAUAUGUAUCCUGAGGAGACAUAUCAAACGGAGGAAGUAUUGGCCGUCUGGUUGGAUGAUUCGCAGCUGGUCACAUUUCAAUCAGAGUCUGGAAGUUUCAUCCGUUUCCAACCUGAUACUGGUGCACAAUGCAAUGUGUUGCCAGUGCACAUAUACAAGCAGGCGUGUAACGACCACAAGCUAGUAAAAGUGAAACCCGUGCAAACGUCCUUAGUGGCGUAUGGGGGAUCAAAGAUCAAAGUCGUCGGGCAUGUCACCAUUAGACCAUGA
Molecule: messenger RNA, 1059 nt
Organism: Nematostella vectensis (starlet sea anemone)
Lineage: Eukaryota; Metazoa; Cnidaria; Anthozoa; Actiniaria; Edwardsiidae
Exons: 2
Coding region: 1-1059 (352 amino acids)
Source: RefSeq, a predicted model, not a curated record